ACAGUUUUUCUUUUCUUUUCUUUGACCAAAAUAGCCCGUACUCCCCACGGCACCGUCCGGUCCCCGUCAUCCGAAGCCGCGCCGCGACGACCGAAGAAGGAAGCAUCCGGAGGCGCACGGACCUGCCUCUCCUUCCUCCCAUGGCGCCGCCCCUCGCCGCCGUAUCCUCCUCGUCGCCCCUCUUCUCGCCCUCCUCAUCCCGCCCCCUCAUCCGCCGCCAUGCGCCUCCGAGCUAUGUCUCCUUGCGGACGCGUGGCCGUUCGCAGCCCGCGGCGGCGGCGGCGGCCGAGUCCUCCGGCAGCCCGCUUCUCGAGGUGCGAGGUCUCACCGCAUCCGUGAAGGAGACCGGGCAUCAGAUCCUCGCCGGCGUCGACCUCACCAUCCGCGAGGGCGAGAUUCAUGCGAUCAUGGGGAAGAACGGCUCCGGCAAGAGCACCCUCACAAAGGUUCUUGUUGGCCAUCCACAUUAUGAGGUAACUGGUGGCACCAUUCUCUUCAAGGGUGAGGACUUGGUUGACAUGGAGCCAGAGGAAAGAUCUCUCGCAGGCCUUUUUAUGAGUUUCCAAGCACCUAUUGAGAUUCCUGGCGUGAGCAAUUUUGAUUUUCUGCUCAUGGCAGUCAAUGCUCGCAGAGAAAAGAGUGAUCUACCAGCAUUGGGACCCCUUGAGUUUUAUUCGGUUGUAUCAUCCAAAGUUGAUGCCUUGAAGAUGGACCCGAAGUUCCUUGAUCGCAAUGUGAAUGAAGGUUUUAGUGGUGGUGAAAGGAAGCGCAAUGAGAUACUGCAACUUUCAGUCAUUGGAGCAGAUUUAGCUCUUCUUGAUGAGAUAGAUUCAGGAUUAGAUGUUGAUGCAAUUGAAGAUGUAGCUAUUGCGGUGAAUGGGCUUUUGACACCCCAAAACUCUGUUCUGAUGAUUACGCAUUACCAACGUCUUUUGGAUCUCAUCAAACCCAGCUAUGUUCAUAUCAUGGAAAAUGGCAAGAUAAUCAAGACUGGUGACAGUUCUAUUGCCACUCAAAUUAAUGAAGGUGGCUUCAAAUCAAUCGCCCUUGUAUAGCUUUAAAGUCAAACACUUGAAAUAGCUUGCUGGGAGCCUAUUUGUCAGAAGUACUGCCUGGGGUUUGCAACUUAAUUACUAGACGUACUAUGCAUGCUGGGGUAGCAUCUACUGAAUGAACUCAACAAAACUUUUGAGUUUGUGUACCCCAUUCAACCAGGCAUGUUAUCUUUUGAAGGUGGAGAGUUGGUUAUUGAUACAAGUAGUGGUACCCAGGGAAAGCAUCUUACUACAAGAUUCACAAAUUUUGUAUAUUUGAGUAUGACUCGUUGCCUUGGGCAUCUACUUAUCAAGAUUGUUUUGCAUGUACCUUUUUGUAAACAUUUUAAACACUUAUAACUAAUGUGCAGGCCUAGAAAAUUAGUAGAUGUCUCCGCACGGGAGAAGUUUUGGUGCGAUCAUCAA
Molecule: messenger RNA, 1460 nt
Organism: Panicum virgatum (switchgrass)
Lineage: Eukaryota; Viridiplantae; Streptophyta; Magnoliopsida; Poales; Poaceae
Product: ABC transporter I family member 6, chloroplastic-like
Exons: 7
Coding region: 141-1055 (304 amino acids)
Molecular function (GO): ATP binding; ATP hydrolysis activity
Source: RefSeq, a predicted model, not a curated record